CCCCAGAGGUGGUACGUUCCGAUGGAGGUCGGGCGUUCCAGUUUUGGCCGGCGUUCUCUCUAGCUAACCACAAUUUGGCAGGACAGGGUCCGAGAUGCUGCUGCAGCCGCGUGUGCUCCGCCGCGUCCUCCUAGUCCGCCCCUGGAGCGGGGCCGGGCCGCGGUGGAAGCACACUUCGUCCAGGCAGGUGGCCAACGAGCCCAUCUUAGCGUUCACACAGGGCACCCCAGAGCGAGAAGCACUUCAGAAGGCCUUGAAGGACCUGCAGGGCCGGACGGAAACCAUCCCAUGUGUGGUGGGUGACGAGGAGGUGUGGACGUCGGACGUGCAGUACCAGGUGUCGCCCUUUAAUCACGGACACAAGGUCGCCAAGUUCUGUUAUGCAGACAAGGCCCUGCUCAAUAAGGCCAUUGAGGCUGCCUUGGCUGCCAGGAAAGAAUGGGACCUGAAGCCUGUCGCAGACCGAGCCCAGAUCUUCCUCAAGGCAGCAGACUUGCUGAGCGGGCCGCGCAGGGCCGAGGUCCUCGCCAAGACCAUGGUGGGGCAGGGCAAGACGGUGAUUCAAGCAGAGAUAGAUGCCGCGGCUGAGCUCAUCGACUUCUUCCGAUUCAAUGCGCAGUUUGCAGUGGAGCUGGAGGGGGAGCAGCCCAUCAGCUUGCCACCCAGCACCAACCGUGUGGUGUACCGGGGGCUGGAGGGCUUCGUGGCGGCCAUCUCACCUUUCAACUUCACUGCGAUCGGCGGCAACCUGUCAGGGGUUCCGGCCUUGAUGGGCAACGUGGUCUUGUGGAAGCCCAGUGACACUGCCAUGCUGGCCAGCUAUGCUAUCUACCACAUCCUCCGGGAGGCGGGCCUGCCCCCCAACAUCAUCCAGUUUGUACCAGCUGACGGGCCCUUAUUUGGGGACACAGUCACCAGCUCAGAGCACCUCUGCGGCAUCAACUUCACAGGCAGCGUCCCCACCUUCAAACACCUAUGGAAGCAGGUGGCACAGAACCUGGACCGGUAUCGCACCUUCCCGCGGCUGGCCGGAGAGUGCGGCGGAAAGAACUUCCACUUCGUGCAUCGCUCGGCCGACGUGGACAGCGUGGUGAGCGGGACGCUGCGCUCGGCCUUCGAGUACGGGGGCCAGAAGUGCUCCGCCUGCUCCCGCCUGUAUGUGCCCAGCUCGCUGUGGCCGCAGAUCAAAGGGCGGCUGCUGGAGGAGCACAGCAGGAUCAAAGUAGGCGAUCCCACCGAGGACUUUGGGACCUUCUUCUCUGCAGUGAUUGAUGCCAAGUCCUUUGCACGCAUUAAGAAGUGGCUGGAGCACGCCCGCUCCUCCCCCAGCCUCACCAUCCUGGCUGGGGGCAAAUGUGACGACUCUGUGGGCUACUUCGUGGAGCCCUGCAUCGUGGAGAGCAGCGACCCUCAGGAGCUCAUCAUGAAGGAGGAGAUCUUCGGGCCUGUGCUCACCGUGUAUGUCUACCCAGACGACAGGUACAAGGAGACCCUGCAGCUCGUCGACAGCACUACCCGUUACGGCCUCACGGGGGCAGUGUUCGCCCAGGAUAAGGACGUUGUCCAGGAAGCCACAAAGAUGCUGAGGAACGCUGCCGGCAACUUCUUCAUCAACGACAAGUCCACCGGCUCCGUGGUGGGCCAGCAGCCCUUCGGAGGUUCCCGAGCCUCUGGCACCAAUGACAAGCCAGGGGGUCCCCACUACAUCCUGCGCUGGACGUCACCCCAGGCCAUCAAGGAGACCCACAAGCCCCUGGGAGACUGGCGCUACUCGUACAUGCAGUGAGCUCUGCUCAGUGCCACCAUGUCUGCCUGUGUCCAUCCAGAUGACCUUGCUGUACUGACCCUGCCGCACUGACCGCACUCCUGCUCCACGGGCUCCUCGUCGACAGUGCCCCUUGUAGAGCCAUGCUUAACCUCUCCUGCUCUCUGUCCAUCUCCCAGCCCCCCAGUCUCCAGCCUUAGGUGCCCAGGCUCUGGUUUGAGAUCAUGUUGGGGAAGAAAAAGCCGCUGAUCGUUUUUCCCGUCAUCCACCCUGGAACUGCCCUAGUAGCUAGCAGGGCGGCCCGGGUGCUCGGCUGGUUCUCCAUUGGUCUGCUUCCCGCUCUGCCUGCUGGGCCUGGUGGCUCAGAAGCACCUGGGGAAUGGAGGGAGCACCCCUGAGGACCUGUGGGAAAAGAGGCAGCUCCAGGCCUGAGAGUGGCCGGGUCUGCAGGGCACAGCUAGCUCACCUCCUCACCCUCUGUGGUCUGGGCUGCCCCCGCCCGCACUCAGCCUCAGUCCUGCCCGCCUGUGCCCAGCCGUAUGCCUUCGACAUCAUGUGCCUUCUUCCUGGUGCCUGUGUUGCCCCAGGCCCACGGCCAAGGUGUGGGGGAAGGAGGUCCUCCUAGGGUGGCUGCAAUUUGGGAAAUUUUGGAUUACUUCUGAUCUACUGAGCUGUCUUUUAGCUCUCCUGAUCCUGCCUCCAGAGAGGUCUGUCCCCACAGCCCAAGUAAGAGCCAGAUUCCCCUGCAAGGACUCAGCUCAGCCCAGGCUGACACUGCUGGCCCUGUUGCCCUGUCCCAAGCCUUGGCCUGGGCUGAGGAUGAACCUUGGACUCCUCAGCAUGUCAGUGGCUCUGUGUGAUGGGCCCCUCAGUGGCCUGUUCUUUGCCAGAUGCAGCUGAUGACUGACUGACUGGAAACCCCUCGGUGCUUGGGCUCUGUGCUCAGGGUCUGUGCUGUGUGACUUUCCAGGAUGAUGCACAAGGGGCUGAGGGAGUUCCGGUGCCCACACAGCUGAUGUGGGGAUGCCCAAGUGCCUACUUCCUAUCAUGGUGCACAGUCUGGGGUGGGUCUGGUGCCACCUCGGCCAGGAGUGGACUGUUUGCUUCUGGGUUCUGUGUCAUUUCCUGUGGUGGGCUGGGAAGGGGGCGCAGGCUGGAGGUUUUUCUACUGAUCCUGUCUACACUGUGAGGGGGCAGUGGGGAGCACCCAGUGCCACCAAUAAAAUGCCUGUCACCUAUCAAA
This is a messenger RNA of Cavia porcellus (domestic guinea pig), 3008 nucleotides long. RefSeq names its product aldehyde dehydrogenase 4 family member A1 (gene Aldh4a1). Gene Ontology annotation, molecular function: L-glutamate gamma-semialdehyde dehydrogenase (NAD+) activity. The transcript has 15 exons. Lineage: Eukaryota; Metazoa; Chordata; Mammalia; Rodentia; Caviidae. The record is from RefSeq and is a predicted model, not a curated record. Bases 95 to 1786 code for a protein of 563 amino acids.